This is a messenger RNA of Hemibagrus wyckioides, 5882 nucleotides long. RefSeq names its product patatin-like phospholipase domain containing 7b (gene pnpla7b). Lineage: Eukaryota; Metazoa; Chordata; Actinopteri; Siluriformes; Bagridae. Gene Ontology annotation, biological process: lipid metabolic process. Gene Ontology annotation, molecular function: phosphatidylcholine lysophospholipase A1 activity. Gene Ontology annotation, cellular component: endoplasmic reticulum. The record is from RefSeq and is a predicted model, not a curated record. Bases 97 to 4128 code for a protein of 1343 amino acids. The transcript is spliced from 36 exons.
AUUAGGGGGAAAAAUCAUACCGCGCGCAUUGAUUCAAGAAGACAAGUUUAUAGUGUUGACAAAGGGAGGGCGGGGGAGCUGGAAUAAAAAAUCAUAAUGGACGAGAUACAAGAAGAGGACAGCUGCAGUAUUUAUCCAGCAGCUUUUCCCUCCAGAGAGGAGAUUAGGGCUCGGCUGCAGAACUUUUUAGAGGACCAGAUGCACACCAGUAUGUGGACUGGUGUGCUGAUUGGAGUAGCAGCUGCUGUCUCACUCAUAAGUGUUAUUAUAUAUUUGUUGUACAGAAGAUACCAAGCAAAACAGCAAACUGAAGCCCCCAAGUAUCGCUUCAGGAAAAGGGAUAAAGUGAUGUUUUACGGACGGAAAAUAAUGAGAAAGGUGCAGACGUUAUCCUCUCCAGCCAGCUCAGGUCAAGCGUCUCAAAAACGAACCAGAAAGAGAACCAAAGUUCUUUCAAUUGCACGCAAGAUAUUGCGUAUUAGACGGGAGCCGCCCACUCUUCAGCCCAAAGAGCCGCCUCCGUCAGUUCUGGAGGCAGAUUUAACCGAGUAUGAUGUUCAAAACUCUCACCUGCCUUCGGAGGUCCUGUACAUGCUAAAGAACGUCAGGGUUCUGGGUCACUUUGAGAAGCCUCUGUUCCUGGAGCUGUGCCGUCACAUGGUGUUCAUGGAGCUGCAGCAGGGAGAAGGACUUUUCCGGCCCGGGGACACAGACGACAGCAUCUUUGUGGUGCAGAAUGGCCGUCUUGACCUCUGUGUUAAUCAGGUUGACGGGACAGAGCUGGUGGUAAAGCAUGUUUUGCCUGGAGACAGUGUUCACAGUCUGCUUAGUAUCCUGGAUGUCAUUACUGGAUAUCCAGCCCCCUAUAAGACCGUAUCAGCCCGCGCUGCAGCUCCGUCCACUGUUCUCCGUCUUCCUGCUGCAGCCUUUCAGUCGGUGUUUGAGAAAUAUCCUGAAACACUGGUCCGGGUUGUUCAGAUCAUGAUGGUGCGUCUGCAGAGAGUGACCUUCCUUGCCCUGCACAACUACCUGGGGCUGACCACCGAGCUGUUUAACACGGAGAGUCAGGCCGUUCCUCUUGAGAACGUGGCCAGGGUGCUGGGAGAGGGAAGCCCAGGCCGAGGCCAUCGCAGACACUCGCACUCCGGAGAGGAAGCUAUACCUGAGAAACUUGUGCACGGAAGCACAGAGAAGCAAAGCGAUGCGGGUGAUGGGAAGCCCAGACCGAUGCAGAGUCCAUCAGCGGCCUUCAGGAAAUCUCGUUCCAUGUCCACUCCAUUAGAAAGCUCACUUUCAGCAGGAGGCAGUGAUCUCAGCACAGCCUUUGAUGAAGUGACUGCCCAGAAAACUGAACUCCCUCCAAACCCUGUAGCAUACAAGUCAAUUCUGAAGAAGAGCGUGACCAUGCAGCCCGCUCCCUCUGCCGUGUACCACUACUCUGACACCGGGGGGCACUCCGGCCACGUCCACCACAACAAAGUCAACGCCAUCUUUCAGGCUGCCAAGAAAGACCUGCUGAAGAUCAUCCAGCUCCAGGAUCCAAGUCUCCUGGAAGGCCGAGUUACUCUGAGACAAGUGAAGGCUGGAAGUGUGAUAGCAAACCAAGGAGACCAGGAUGUGAGCAUGCAGUUUGUGAUCUCUGGCAUGCUGCAUGUGUACCAGCGGAUGAUUGACAGAAACGAGGACUCGUGUCUGUUUGUGACUCACCCGGGUGAGCUGGUGGGUCACCUGGCCGUGCUCACUGGAGAGCCGCUCAUCUUUAGCGUACGUGCUCACCGAGAUUGCAGCUUCCUAUCCAUCUCCAAAACACACUUUUAUGAGAUGAUGCGUGAGGAGCCACAGGUGGUGUUGAAUGUGGCUCACACAGUUGUGCGCAGAGUCUCGCCCUUCGUCAGACAGAUUGAUUUUGCGAUAGACUGGAUGGCUGUGGAGGCAGGAAGGGCCGUUUAUAGGCAGGGUGAAAAGUCAGACAGCACCUUCAUCGUGCUGAGCGGUCGUCUGCGCUCAGUCAUCAUGAGGGAGGACAAAAAGAAAGAGCUGGCCGGAGAGUAUGGGAGAGGUGACCUCAUCGGCGUGGUGGAAGCUCUGACCCACAUGAACCGAGCUACCACAGUUCACGCAGUCAGAGACUCCGAGCUGGCUAAGCUGCCUGAAGGAGCGCUGAUCUCCAUCAAAAGAAAAUACCCUCAGGUUGUGACUAGACUGAUCCAUCUCCUCGGUCAGAAGAUUCUGGGAAACAUGCAGCAAGUCAGUGGACCGUUAUCAGCUCAUGGUCUUGGACUGCACUCUUCUGGCAGUAAGUGGGAUGCAGGUAAUCCUGUCUCCAACCUGUCCACCGUUUCCAUCCUGCCUGUGUCUGAUGACGUGCCCAUGACAGCCUUCACUCUGGAGUUGCAGCAUGCUCUCAGUGCUAUUGGCCCUACUUUACUCCUGACCAGUGACAUCAUCAGACAGCGCCUGGGUGCCGCAGCACUUGACAGCGUUCAUGAGUAUCGGCUGUCCAGUUGGCUGGGCCAGCAGGAGGACAUUCACAGGAUUGUUGUGUACCAGUCAGAUAGCACUCUGACACCGUGGACACAGCGCUGUAUCCGACAGGCUGACUGUAUUCUCAUUGUGGGACUGGGAGAGCAGGAGCCCACAGUAGGAGAGCUGGAACAGAUGUUGGAGGGCAGUGCGGUCCGGGCUCAGAAGCAGUUGGUGCUCCUGCAUCGUGAGGACGGACCUCCACCCAGAGGAACAGCCGAAUGGCUCAACAUGCGCAGCUGGAUUUCCAGACAUCUGCACAUGUCAUGCCCUCGCCGGGUUUUCAGCCGGAGAAGUCUGCCGAAACUGAGAGAGAUGUAUCAGCGUGUGUUUGAAAAGCCCCCAGACCGCCACUCUGAUUUCUCUCGCCUGGCUCGAGUGCUGACAGGCAAUGCCAUAGCCCUGGUGCUGGGGGGAGGAGGUGCUAGAGGCUGUUCUCAGGUGGGAAUCAUCCGGGCUCUGUGUGAAGCAGGGAUCCCUGUUGAUCUGGUAGGCGGCACUUCUGUCGGCUCCCUGAUGGCGGCGCUGUUUGCCGAGGAGAGAACUUACAGCCGAAUGAGAGUCAGAGCACGCGAAUGGGCCAUAGAGUUUGGUUCAAUGUUUAAGAAGAUCCUGGACCUGACAUAUCCAGUGACCUCCAUGUUCACCGGCGCAUCCUUUAACUCCAGCAUCAGUGCGUUGUUUAAGGACAAACAAAUCGAGGACCUCUGGAUUCCAUACUUUAACAUCACUACAGACAUCACGGCCUCUGCCAUGAGAGUGCACACUGACGGUUCUCUGUGGAGGUACGUGCGUGCCAGCAUGUCUCUCUCGGGCUACUUGCCUCCGCUUUGUGACCCAAAAGAUGGACAUUUACUCAUGGACGGUGGUUAUAUCAACAACCUGCCUGCUGAUGUAGCUCGCUCGAUGGGUGCCAAAGUAGUGAUUGCAAUUGAUGUAGGCAGCCAGGAUGAGACCAACCUAACCAACUAUGGAGACUCUCUAUCCGGGUGGUGGCUGCUAUGGAAACGCCUGAACCCUCUAGCAGAGAAAGUGAAGGUGCUGAACAUGGCGGAGAUCCAGACCCGGUUGGCCUACGUGUGCUGCGUGCGUCAGCUGGAAUUGGUGAAAGACAGCGACUACUGCGAGUACAUCCGACCUGCUAUCGACCGCUAUGGCACUUUGGAGUUUGGCAAAUUCGACGAGAUCGCUGAUGUGGGUUAUCAGCACGGGAAGACUGUGUUUGAUGUGUGGUGUCGCAGUGGUGUGGUGGAGAAAAUGCUGAAAGAUCGACAUCAGGAGGAGUUCCACAAGAGCAAGAGCACCAAUGUGGUGACCUGUCCUAAUGCCUCGUUCACUGACCUGGCUGAGAUUGUGUCCCGGAUAGAGCCGGUGAAGCAGGCCAUAGUGGAAGAGGAAUCGGAAUAUCACACAGACUACGAUGAGGACAUAGUGCUGUCUGACUUGGACUUGUCCUACGCUAGCAGCGAGCACGAACACACGGAGGAAGAGGACGAGAAUACAGACGAGACGGCUGACACCGCCGAUACGGAUGAAGAUUUCAAGACGGUGAGAAGACAAAGACGGCACCAGACAGGCAAUCACACGAGCCAUGACAUGCGUUGAGGAAGGAGUGAGGAUGCUAGGGGUGUAACUAUCAGAUGAUAUGGAUCAACACAUCAAUUUAAAAGGCAAUGAUUGAAAUCAGAUUGCAUUAAAUUGCACAUUCAGUGGUAUUUUAUUUUUUUAUUUUAUUUUAUUUUAUUUUUUUCAUUUUAUUUUUAUUUACUUCUGGUCAGCACCUCUGGGGUUAGGGGUUCGAUUUCUGCCUCUGCUCUGUGUGUGUGGAGUCUGCAUCUUCUCCUGGUGCUUUGGGGGUUUUCUCCAUGUACUCUAGUUUCCUCCCCAGUCCAUGAACAUGUGCUGUAGGCUGAUUGGCAUAUCUAAAUUGUUGGCAAUUGUGCCUUGCGAUGGACUGCCACCUCAUCCAGGAUGUCCCCUGCCUUGUGCACAGAGUCCCCGUGGAUAGACUCCAGGUCCUCACGACCCUGUGUACAUAAGUGAUACAGAUAAUGGAUUGGGUGGCUGCAACUGUUGCCUAAGGAAUCAAAAUCAUAUCAUAGCAGAUUUAGUUGUGGCAUUAAAUAUUACACUGUUACCUAAUGAAUCGAAUAAGAAUGAAUUCUUAUUGUGUCAUAGCAGAUUGAGAGGUUUCAUCAAAAAUAUUGAAAUGCCUUAACAAUUGAAUUGAUAUUUUAGCAGAUUCAGGGGUAUUGUCAAAUAUCUAAUCGUUGCCUUACGAACUGAAUUUAUCUCAUCAUAUAUUGUGGAAGUCUGAGGUUUACACCCCUAGAGGCUACAUCAAUGCACAUACUGUAGGUACAACAGUUAUUAACUCUAAGAAGGACAGAUUUGUAUUUUCAUUUAUUAUUAGAAAGGAAAAAGGGAAGGUAAUGUAAUUUGUUUAGUGCUAAUGCAUCUUAAGUAAACUGAACAGGAUAAACGGACAAACUGGAUUUAAAGCAAUUAGUGUGAAUUUUCUUGUGAAAUCAAGGGCCCACCGUUCUGGAUGCAGUUUUGCACAGUUCACUGUUUUACACACAUCAUGAAGGGAUGCGGUGCAGAGUUUGUGGUCAAGAGUUAAAAAAUUGGCCAGUGUUGUGAUCCUUCAGGCCUGGAACUGUGUGCCUUCUACAGAUUAAAGGGAUACUCCACCAGUUUUUAAUCCUAAUCUCUGUCCACCAUCUGAAGUAUCUGUGUUAUUACUAGAGGCAAGAAAUUCAAUACAAUUCUCUGAGCGUCUGCCUGAACUGGACUUUGGUCAAACAAGAUAUUUUCCUAAUACAGGAAAUCGUGUUGAAAUUCUUUUCCAUGGUAGUUUGACAAAACUGUACAGAUCCAGUGAACACAGAUAAUGUUGAUAAACUCUUGAGUAUCCCUUUAAUACUAAAUAUGUGACACCUAGAUAAGCUGCUGUUCACACAAAUACAUAUCGCACAAGCCAUUGUUCUCUGGUUUCUCAUUUCUAAUAGCAUUUCUAAUGCAAGCCAAUCAAUGCAAUUUUAUAUAUAAAUAUUUUAGCUGCUAUUUGUGGGUGUGUGCCAUUUGUUUUGUUUAUGUCUGUGAUCUGUUAAUUGAUGAAAAAAGCUCUUUUGUGAUUGUAAUUUAAUGAUGUAGUGUAUGACUGACAUUUAUGAAGUACACAGCGUUUCAGUAUUAUUAGUACAUAGAAGAAUAUGAUAUUCCCUACUUGGAUUUAACUGUGGUUUUAAUACAGGGCUUUACAUUUCUACAUUACAUGGUUAGUUGUUUAGUUAUAAAAUACGACUGUAAGUAAUAAAAGAAAAUAAGACUGUACAAAAUAAAAGAAAAUACAACUG